Aspergillus ibericus CBS 121593 is the source of this 717-nucleotide messenger RNA. Its product is annotated as glutathione S-transferase family protein. The transcript is spliced from 2 exons. Gene Ontology annotation, cellular component: cytoplasm. Lineage: Eukaryota; Fungi; Ascomycota; Eurotiomycetes; Eurotiales; Aspergillaceae. Bases 1 to 717 code for a protein of 238 amino acids. The record is from RefSeq and is a predicted model, not a curated record.
AUGUCUGCCCCCAAGAUCAUCCUCUACACCAACCGCAUCUGCCCCUGGGCACAUCGCGCCCACAUUGUCCUCGCGGAGCUCGGUCUCCCCUUCGAGGAAGUCACCAUUGACCUGGACACUCCGCGCGAGCCAUGGUAUCUGGAAGUUAACCCGCGCGGUCUCGUCCCCUCCCUCUCCUACAAUGGCGAAAUCAUCACCGAAUCCGCCAUCGUCUCUCAAUUCCUCGCCGACGCCCACCCCUCCCACCUCGUGCCCCCCUCCAACACCCCCGAAGGCGCCCUGCAGCGCGCCCGCAUCGCCUUCUUCGCCGACACUUACGCCAGCAAAGUCGCGCCCCACUACAACACCGCCCUGCGUGGUGCCACCGCUGAGGAUCGCAAGGCCGCGGGCGAGGCUUUCGUCGCGGCCAUCAAGAAGGAGAUCGAGCCGCUGCUGUACCCGGGCUUGGAGGGAAAGACACACGGGCCGUUCUUCGGGGGUAGUGACAAGCUGACCUUGGUGGAGGUGCUGUUUGGGUCGUUUUUGAUCCGUCUGCACGCGUUCGCGAAGCCGGAGUAUGAUUUGUUGGAUGCGGGUCUGUUGGAGUCGUUGGCCGAGCUGAAGAACUUUAGUCGCUGGGCUGAGGCGACGAAGGAUCAUCCUAGUGUGAAGGCUAUUUUCCCUGAGAAGGUCGCUGCGGAGAGAACGAAGGCUAAGUUGGCUUCUGUGAGGAAGUAG